Lepidothrix coronata (blue-crowned manakin) is the source of this 2134-nucleotide messenger RNA. It is a transcript of the gene CALN1, whose product is annotated as calneuron 1. Gene Ontology annotation, molecular function: calcium ion binding. The record is from RefSeq and is a predicted model, not a curated record. The transcript is spliced from 7 exons. NCBI's taxonomy places the organism in Eukaryota, Metazoa, Chordata, Aves, Passeriformes, Pipridae. Bases 887 to 1543 code for a protein of 218 amino acids.
UCCUCCUCCUCCGCCAGCACCCCCUCUUCGCCUUUCGUCUCUUCGCUUGUUUUCUUCGAUUCCAUCCGUUUUCGUGGGGGUUUUAUAUAUAUAUAUAUAUAUUUUUUUUCUCUCUCUCUCCGCCAUCCUCGCCGCCCAGAUCUCUCUCUCUGUGCCUCCUCCCUCCUUUGAGUAAGUCGGCUAAAGGAGAGAUCUGGAGUGGGGAGGGGGGGGAUAGUGGAGCCGAGCAAACCUGUGGCGGAGGAGCCGGCGGGUGGAGAGUGGCUUUUGGAGAGUGUUGGAAGUCGUCAGGAUCCAGAUGGGCUCCGUCGGGAAUGCUAGCGGGACGGGAGCGGCGCUGGGAGCGGCUCGCUGAGCUCUGGCCGGGCUGGGCUUGCCUGGAACUCCGCGGGAGGAGAGGUGUGUGAUCCUGUGUGGCUUUGCCGGACUCCAAGAGGAUCUGCUCGGUGCCUGGGAAAUCGAAUUCCCCCAUUGUUCAGCUGUAAAAUAGCUGCACCAGGCCGUGAUUGGCAAAGGACUGGAUGCCCAGGUUGCUUACAUCACGUAGGCAGCUGCCACCGAAAUGACACACUUGAUUGAAGGCCAAAAGAACCAUAUACGUAACUGCCUGUGAUUAAGCUCCAUAUGAUGCCUCAGAGCAAGUAAAAACCCCUCCUUCAUCUCAGCUUGCUUGUAACGAGACAGCCGUUGCAGGGCUAUCAUUUGGGUCAUGUUGUGGCUUUUGGGGGAUUUUUUGGGGUUGUUUUGGGCUGGGUUUUUUUUGCUUCUGGCUGUAAACUUCCAUGACCUGCACCAAUCUGCUGUUGCACCCUUGCGUGAUGCCCCAUGAGAGCCUGGUGCUGUAGGUGUGCUGGUAGCUGGGAAUACAGAUUUUAUCAGGGAGAAGAUGCCAUUCCACCAUGUGACAGCUGGCUUGUUGUACAAGGGCAACUACCUGAACCGCUCGCUCUCCGCCGGCAGCGACAGCGAACAGCUCGCCAACAUCUCCGUGGAGGAGCUGGAUGAGAUCCGGGAGGCUUUCCGAGUGCUGGACAGGGAUGGGAAUGGCUUCAUCUCCAAGCAGGAGCUGGGCAUGGCGAUGCGCUCGCUGGGGUACAUGCCCAGUGAGGUGGAGCUGGCCAUCAUCAUGCAGCGCCUGGACAUGGAUGGGGAUGGCCAGGUGGAUUUCGAUGAGUUUAUGACCAUCCUGGGCCCCAAGCUGGUGUCGUCGGAGGGCAGGGAUGGCUUUCUGGGGAACACAAUAGACAGCAUAUUCUGGCAGUUUGACAUGCAGAGGAUAACGCUGGAGGAGCUGAAGCACAUCCUGUACCACGCCUUCCGCGACCACCUCACGAUGAAGGACAUCGAGAACAUCAUCAUCAACGAGGAGGAGAGUCUCAAUGAGAACUCUGGCAACUGCCAAACAGAGUUUGAAGUGCACGCCCAGAAGCAGAACAGACAGACCUGCGUGCGGAAGAGCCUUAUCUGCGCCUUCGCCAUGGCCUUCAUCAUCAGCGUCAUGCUGAUCGCGGCCAACCAGAUCCUGAGGAGCGGGAUGGAGUAGCCCCUGGCCAUGCCACUGUGACCCAAGCUGCCCAUGCAUGUGCAUGCCCACCUGGGGGACCUCCCCCUGGCCCGACUCCACACGGCAAAGAGACACAGGCAGGCAAAGCACCACUCGAGCGGGAGCCCGAGGCCAGCGGCGUAAACGUGUCUUGUGAAUCAACCACAUCCUUUUUGGCAGGGACAUCAAAGGGCUGUCUUAAUGCUUUAAAGGUUUUGUUUCCUAAUGCAAUAAAAAAACACACACACCCCCCACCACCCCCCAUAUAGAGGAGUCCCAAAUUAUUGCUUCAAAACAGCGAUGGUGACUCGGAAGGGACUUGGAUCCAGCAGCCUGUGUGGCAGUUUUGAGGAGGCACAGCCUCAGGACUUACUGCAGUGGGGCUGUCCUUGAACCAGGGGCCCACUGACUAUCCCACUGGGCCCACAUUCCCAGGAAGUUGAUCGUAGCAUUGCCACAAGCAAGUCCCAUUUGUUUGAUUUCACCUCCUCCAGCUCCAUUUUCUUUUCCCUUAUGACCAUGCCAUGGAGUUCACGGCAUCAGAGGGGAGCCAGAGCAUCUUGUACAGUAUUUUCUGAGGAAAAAAAAAAA